AUGCCACCUCCACCCCUCCUACCCACCCAGACGCACAUAACCCCUCCAUCUCGAUCCUUGCCAGUCUGCCCAGCGCAGUCCUGGGGCCGCAGUGCAGUGGAGGAGCUACAGGUGGGGCCAGUGAAGCCUCUGCACAGCGAGAUGGCCAGAGCAGGCCAGAGACAAGAGACCAGAGGAGGCAGAGGAGACCAGAGGCAAGGCAAACAGGGAGAGCCCUGUGAGCAGAGGCGGCAGCAGGCAAAACUCCAGGACCUGCACACAGUGGAGCCAGGAGGGUGCAGCUUGGCCAGGGUACUGGGGUGCCGGCUGUGGAUGGCCAUCAGCAAGGCGCUGUUUGCCGAGUUCCUGGCCACAGGGCUGUACGUGUUCUUCGGCGUGGGCUCGGCUAUGCGCUGGUCCUCAGCGCUUCCCUCUGUGCUACAGAUCGCCAUCACCUUCAACCUGGCCACGGCCAUGGUGGUGCAGGUCACCUGGAAGGCCAGUGGGGCCCACGUCAACCCUGCGGUGACACUGGCCUUCCUCGUGGGCUCCCAAAUCUCCCUGCCCCGCGCUGUGGCCUAUGUGGCUGCCCAACUGGCAGGGGCCAUUGUGGGGGCUGCUUUGCUUUACAGGGUCACACCAGGGGACAUCCGAGAGACCCUUGGGGUCAACGUGGUCCAGAGCAGUGUCUCAGCUGGCCAGGCGGUGGCAGUGGAGCUGGUUCUGACCCUGCAGCUGGUGCUCUGUGUCUUUGCUUCCACCGACAGCCGGCAGACAGCGGCUUCCCCGGCCGCCAUGAUUGGGAUCUCCGUGGCACUGGGCCACCUCGUCGGGAUCUACUUCACCGGCUGUUCCAUGAACCCAGCCCGCUCCUUUGGUCCUGCUGUCAUCAUUGGGAAGUUCGAAGUCCACUGGAUCUUCUGGGUGGGACCCCUGACAGGGGCUGUCCUGGCUUCGCUGAUCUACAACUUUAUCCUGUUCCCUGACACCAAGACCCUGGCCCAGCGGCUGGCCAUCCUCAAAGGCACCUCAGAGGUGGAGAAAGUGGUAGGAGUGGAGCCCCAGGAAAACGAAUCCCAGUCCAAUCCAGGGGACACCAAAAUAGAGACUGUGUAUCAGAUCGCAUAG
Messenger RNA from Miniopterus natalensis, 1107 nucleotides. It is a transcript of the gene AQP6, whose product is annotated as aquaporin 6. The record is from RefSeq and is a predicted model, not a curated record. Gene Ontology annotation, cellular component: apical plasma membrane; plasma membrane. NCBI's taxonomy places the organism in Eukaryota, Metazoa, Chordata, Mammalia, Chiroptera, Miniopteridae. Gene Ontology annotation, biological process: transmembrane transport; water transport; carbon dioxide transport. Gene Ontology annotation, molecular function: nitrate transmembrane transporter activity; water channel activity.